This is a messenger RNA of Paraglomus brasilianum, 1050 nucleotides long. NCBI's taxonomy places the organism in Eukaryota, Fungi, Glomeromycota, Glomeromycetes, Paraglomerales, Paraglomeraceae. The record is from the annotation of a GenBank genome assembly.
AUGGGCAGCAGACAAGAACCUGCAGAAAAGGGUCUCACAAAAAUACAUACAAUUGUACACAUUGAAGUUGAACAUUUUACAAACACACUCAAAGCAACCUCUCAUGUACGACCCCAGCUAUACUCUCCAGAAAGUUGGCAAUACCAAGUAGCGGAGAACCUUCUUAGGGCCAGCCGCACAAGCUAUGGAUCGUCUUCUACAGACACUUACGGCGCUUCCUCAGCUACUCCUAAACACGCCGCUAGACUAGACUCCCGCACCUCCACACCCAUUUCACAGAAGAAUGCUGAAGGAUCAAGCACACAAACUCCAGCGUCAACCGUAACUCCGGCAACUCCGGUAACUCCAACAGAUCCGCAUGGAGGGACUAUACAAGAGCAUGUGGCUAUACGCAUUCAAGAAGACGAGAAUAAAAGUCGGGGUGGCAGUGUUCCUCGACAGAAGAGUAAAAGACUUUCGCGCAGUUUAUCACAUGGAUCUUGGCCCGGUUGGACUUCAUUAUAUUAUUCGAAAUUUGACAAUGCGAAAGAUACGCCUACCACUUCUCAAGGAAGCUCUAGUGGCGAUAAAAAUAAAGAUACCAAAACUACAAAAGACAAAUCCAAUGCGGACGCAGAUACCACAAGCACUACACAACCAAUUCAAGGUAGCAGCACACAGAAAAUCUCUUCCGCCGACCCCCAACCUCUCUCUCCUUCAGUAUCGCUAACCCAACGCUCAAGCCGAGAUGUUCAACCUCCCUUACCAGUUCAACCGAAACGUCCUUCUCCAUCGUCAUCCAUAGAUGUCGAGCCUACACGGGGCUGGAGUCCAUAUGUGCGUGACCCAGUAGUAUUAUGUCCAAUCGGGUCGAUUCUCUUUCUAUUUGGAUUCCUAUUCCCACCGCUAUGGUGGAUUGGAUCUUUUUAUCCUCGACGUCCGCGGACAAGUGCACAUGAACGAUGGCAGAUGUAUAAUAGAUUAAUGUCUGUAAUAUCGUCAUUUAUAAUUGCGGGAGUUUUGGGAAUUGCUAUCUGGUAUUUGACUCAUAAACCCAAAAAUGAUGUUUGA